This is a messenger RNA of Podarcis lilfordi (Lilford's wall lizard), 28164 nucleotides long. The record is from the annotation of a GenBank genome assembly. Lineage: Eukaryota; Metazoa; Chordata; Lepidosauria; Squamata; Lacertidae.
AUGACAGAAGAAGUUAUUGUUAUAGCAAAGUGGGAUUACACUGCACAACAGGACCAAGAACUUGACAUAAAGAAGAAUGAACGCCUCUGGCUGUUAGAUGAUUCCAAAACAUGGUGGAGGGUAAGAAACGCAGCCAACAAAACAGGAUAUGUGCCAUCAAAUUAUGUUGAGAGGAAGAACAGCUUGAAGAAGGGUUCCUUGGUUAAAAAUCUGAAAGACACAUUGGGUAAGUCCUUUUGGAGUCUUGCAUUAAUUCUUUUCAGAAACCAAUUAUGUUAAAACGCCUGUAGGGCGAACAUCAUGUCAGCAUUGCAUAUGAAAAGGAGUGUGGAUAUUUGCUCUUAAUUCGGAGCUCAUAAUUUUAAGCAGCAGAGAAUUUGUUUUUGUAAGAAGCUAUUUUUGUAUUAUCAAGAGGAAAUGCAAGUAGAGAGAAAUUUUUCUUUUGUCCUUAAUCUGUUUAUCAGAUUUUUGUAAGAAUGCACACGCCACACUCCCUGUUUUUCCCUACAAAAACAAAGACUUUAAAGUAUGUCAAGUGUACUGGUAGCACCAACACUUUGGAUUGUGUUUUUUGUUGGUAUACUUGUGUCGAGUCGUGCAUGUGGGCAGUUGUUGUGAAAUUUACAAAAGCUUUUAUCUCUUAAUGGCCUUUAUUUUUUAAUUUCUCAUGGGGACUUCACUGAUUAAAGAAGAAUGACUGGUGAUCCUGUUUUCAUGGUAACUUUCAAUUUGUUAGACUCGUCUGAAACUUUUGAGUGGUAUUGGACUAAGUUAUACUUGGGCCCAUUAAUGUCUGUGGGUCUCAUUACAUUCAGUGACUCUACUCUGAGUUGAACAUCCUUGAAUAUCACUCUUAUCUCUUCCCCAGCUACCUCCGUGUGUGCAGCCUGUGGGCUCCUUUGUUUUAUAGCAUGCUGAAUUUUCUCUAGUCUUGUACCAAAGUGAUGGCGAGAGUUUAAUGAUCUCCGUUUAUCCUCCAAUUGCUACAUCGGGAAUUUCUUUACUUAAAAUUCUCAGGUUACGCUUUUUGUUCUACUUUAACCAUAAGUGGCAUUUGCUCAAUUUAUGUGAUCGUCAAAGAAGCCGAGCAGUUCUUGUUUUGUACUUUGAGGAUAAAUAUUGUGAAUAUGAGUCAGAGGUUUUCAACCUUUUUUGAGUCCAUGACUCCCUUGACCAACUAUAUUCUUUCUGCGGCACCCCUGUGGGGCUCAGGAGCCCAGUUAUGUCACCCCUUGCCUGCAGAGCUGGCAGCCCCUCACCCUUUUUUGAACACCCUCCCUUGUGGAGUGUUCCCUCAGCCUCCUCUCCUUGAGAACCCUCUGGGCAGCCACUGCUGCCACCCCUGGUCUCUGAACUUCUCCCCACAAUCCUAGUUGAGAGGCAGAGACGUAAGAGGGCAUCAGAAGAGGGAGGGAAGGAAAGAGGGGCAGGGGCCAGUGUUGCUCACAGGACCUCUGACCACCCUUCAAGGCACACCAGGGUGCCACAGCACCCUGAUUGAAAAUCACUCUUCUAAGUGAUGCCUGUUUCCCUGUCUGUUAUAAUCCUAUACCUUUUGUUUGUGUGUUCCUUCCUCUCCAUGUUUCUAUAUUUAUUACUACCAUUUAGUUGCUGCUAUGUUUUGUCCUUUGCCGAAUUCAGUUACUGCCUAGUGGAGACCUAAUUUUUUAUCUUUACAUGAGUGAGCAGAAAUGCAAAUCUGUGGUGGGAGAGGUGGUGCAUUUCAUGUGAUUAUUUGCGAAUAUGUACCAGAAGCACAUAGUCUUUCUCUCGCAUAUGGGAUUUCUUAUUUAUGAUGCAACUCAUUGCUUGCUUUAAAUGUACUAGACUAAGUUGCCAAACUUACGGAGUUUCCUGAUAUCAUUUUGCCGUGUUCCUCCACUUCCACUUGACAUAAUUGGCAGAAUGGAAAAAUAGACAGGAUAAUGAUGCUGGGGUAAUGAUAAUAAGUUUUCCUAGAUCCCCCAAUAAAUUUUAUUGAAUCUUUUCAUCAUAAAAUACAAUAAAAAACCAAAUUAAUCUAAAUUGAAAGCAAAAACAAAGAAGAGGAAAUAAAAUAAAAGGCCCUCACUCAAAGGUAGAUCUCAAUCCUUGUCUCACUCAGAAGAGGAGGAGGAGGAGUUUGGAUUUGAUAUCCCGCUUUAUCACUACCCGAAGGAGUCUCAAAGCGGCUAACAAUCUUCUUUCCCUUCCUCCCCCACAACAAACACUCUGUGAGGUGAGUGGGGCUGAGAGACUUCAAAGAAGUGUGACUGGCCCAAGGUCACCCAGCAGCUGCAUGUGGAGGAGCGGAGACGCGAACCCAGUUCCCCAGAUUACGAGACCACCGCUCUUAACCACUACACCACACCGGCUCUCACCUGGGAGAACCUUCUCACCUGGGAGCUUUUCUUUCUUCUCCCAGCCCCCUCACCUUAGGAAAUCUUCCCUUCCCUGCCUCUCACACAGGGUCCUUCACUAGCCAGCCUUCAACCUUCAUGUGCAUACAAUCCUGUAGAGAUGGUGCCCCUAUCUUCCUUGUAAUUCACCAUGCCCCAGCGUCUACCAAUAAAAAUAUAUGUUUAAAAAGUGUCCUUUUGAUGACACAAAGCAAGAGUUUUUACCAGUUAAGAUAUCAUUCCCACCCACUAUGCCCCUGCCUGGUAUUUCAGUGAACCAGCUUAAUUUUGCCUGUUGAUAGUGAGACAAAAACCAUAUCAUGAUCCAUCUCUAGCCCUAGUGGUAGGUGACUAUUAAUCUGGAAUGGGGAAACAGAUCCUGCCCACCUCAAAAUGCUCACACACACAAUCCAACAGGGCCUAGGUGAGAACUCCACUGUAGAUGUGCAACCAAGUGUGAAUUUGUAUCAGAACAGAGACGUGUUUUUUUAGGUUAGAGUGUCUUGCGUGAAGUGUGAUCGGUGCCUUGUCAAUCAAAGGUCUUGACUUCAUGUUCCAUUUAAUGAAAAUGAGGCUGUAUAUCUUUGAGGGCAGUAAGGCUUCAGACACAUGGUUCUGAUGUAUAAUUAGAUGCUGAUGUCACAGAACACAUUGUGCUGUUUGGUGCUUUGAUUGUAGUUGCUGAUAGUUGUUUAAACAGAAAAACCGAGCAAAUGUCGGAAUUAACAGCAUUUGCCCAAUAGCAAAGAUUUGUUUACCUCAUGGCAGAUGAAGUUGAUGGACUAUAUGGAACUGGCGGAAAUGACUGGCAGAAACCGAGACCAGGGAGAAGAGUCGGUGGAAGAAGAUUGGAAAAAAUUUAAAGAUUAUUUACAGAAAUACUGUAAAAUUAAUGAAUGUUAGAAAAAUGUUGGAAUGAAGUUAUAUGGCUUUAGUAGAAAUGUUAUAAGGAAUUAAGUACAGAUAGGUUAAUAGAGCAUUAAAGGAAAAAAUAAGGUUAGAAUGAGUUAAGAUAAUUAUAGGAUAGAAAACAGAGGAAGAUGGAAAGGAAUUGCUGAAAUAAUUAACAGAAGUGGAAUACAAAAUGGGAGGUGUGAGGAGGUCGCGGAAAUAAGUGAGUGAAAGAUGGGAUAAUGAAAUUGUUUGAUUUAUUUUAUUGUUUUUGUUUUGUUUUGUUAAUUUGAUGUGUUGCAUUGUAUUGUCUUUCUAGUGUUUAAGUUUUUGGAAAAAUAAUAAAUAUUUUUUUAAAAAAAAAACCAGAUUUGUUUACCUCUUUAUAGCAACAUAGCUUCUUUUCCUUUUUCACUCUCAGUUCAUUUCCUGAAAAUUUGACCAAAAAAAUUUAAAAGGCACAUUUAUCCCAAUGCUCACCAAAGCAUGUGUAUGUAAACUGAUAAUAUAUAGCACCAAAAAGAGUACUGUGUAUUCAUCCAAGCAGCGUACAAAUUAUUUAUAAACCAUGGCUUCAUCAAUUUUAGAUAUCUUUUUCAAUGAAUUGGGAAUGAUAAUUUCAAAAAAAUAAAAAGUGAACUUUUACCUCAUCUUAAUAGAUUUGAUCUAUCCACCUGUGUCCUCACAGGUGGCGCUGUGGGUUAAACCACAGAGCCCAGGACUUGCUGAUCAGAAGGUCGGCAGUUCGAAUCCCCACAACGGGGUGAGCUCCCAUUGCUCGGUCCCUGCUCCUGCCAACCUAGCAGUUCGAAAGCACAUCAAAGUGCAAGUAGAUAAAUAGGUACCGCUCCGGCAGGAAGGUAAACGGCGUUUCUGUGCGCUGCUCUGGUUCGCCAGAAGCAGCUUAGUCAUGCUGGCCACAAGACCCGGAAGCUGUACGCCGGCUCCCUCGGCCAAUAACGCAAGAUGAGCACCGCAACCCCAGAGUCUGCCAUGACUGGACCUAAUGGUCAGGGGUCCCUUUACCUUUACCUAAUAGAUGUGAUGGGAGAUGUAUGAUUAGGAUCUACUCUUUCUUUUUCUUUUUUUUAAAGAAUAAUGGCUACUUGGUCCCUGAAUUGGAUUGGCACUGGCAAAUGAUGCCAAUCUUCUUCCUCACCUGGCCUCCAUGCCAGUUAAUAGCUAGCAGAAGGAAGACCAUGAAGUGAGGGAAGGUUUAAUUGCUUCCUGCAGUCCCUAUCAUGUUAAAGUCUUACUUGGUUCUUAAUAAAUUCCUUGGGUUGUGUUUUUUUAAAAAAUGGAGAUCCUAAUGGAUCACAUGUAUUUGCGUCUUUAAGAAAUGUGAAGAAGGGCAGCAAGACAGAAGGAAUGAUAAAAGUGGCAAGGCUCCAUCCGUUGACCUGUGUUCCUGCCCACUUCACUGUCUCCAUCCAGCUCAGCCACAUUCAAGAUAGGUUUAGCUUCUAGGGGAGUGAAUUCUGUAAUUGGUAGGUCAGCCAUGGAAAGUUCCUCUUUAUGUGCACUUGCCAUUUAGGUCUAAAUGCUUUAUAGGUCAAAUCUAAGUUUCAUGAAUUGUGCCUGGAAGCCAGAGUUUCAGCGUGCCAAUACUGUGUGCUCGCAAUGACCUCUCUGGUUAGAAGGCUCACCACAUUUAUCACUAGCUUCAGCCUUGCUCAAAAUAUAUUUAUAGCCUUGAGUUCAUGAGGGCAUGAAUGACAAUUGCUUGAUAUGAAUUUUGAAAGCUAGAUAGUGUCGGUGAAAAUUGUUCCUGACUUUCAGCACUCUGAAAUCUUGACCGUAGGUUUUGUCAGAUAUUGUGACAGUAAAACACAACAAUUAACCGUACCUGAAACACUUUGGAGAUAUAUAUAUAUUUAAAAAUUUUGUCCAGAAUUUGUUUCUGAUUUUUGCUGUGGUGUCUUUGUUGAUAAUCGGACGUCGCUGCCUUUUAAAAGCACUGAAAUGCACCAAUACACUGAGAAUGGCGAUUAUUUCAGCAAUAUUUGGAUUUGGUAGCACAGAUAUUCACAGUUCUUGUCUUUACAGUUUUAUGAUUGUUUGAAGCUAAAUACGCCGUAUGCCUGUCGCUUGGUUUUUCUUUUUUUCUUUUUUCACUUAGCUUCCUGUUUGUUUGAAAGUUUGCUGGAAACUGUCAGUUAUUUCCUUUUUUGAAGCAACGUGCUUUUGUUAGCAGCCAGGAUGCCUCAGGUGCCACCCCUCCCCAUUUCACCACCAAAGGAAGUGUAGCAUUUGUUUAGAUGUUGGCUUUGUUGUCUGAGGACUUUCACUAAGCUAUACCCUUCCCCAAAGGGCUUUUUUUUAUCCUGUUAUGUGCACUCCCCCCCCCCCCCUUUAUGUCUUGGUUUGCAUGGCCAUUCUGUCUGGAGUUAAUAGGAUUGUGACCAAAUGUUUACAAACAACUCUUGAGCCUACAGCCUUAAAUUGGAGGGUCCUCCAUUUUGUACACAGUUUAUUAUUAGCCUUUUCAGUUCAAAAUCACCCAUUUAUUUUUAUUGGUCGAUUGGUUUUGUGGGCCUCUUUCCAAGGUGUCCAGAAGAAACGGUUCUGAUGUCUGGUUUCAGGUACAGAAAUAAAUCAGGAUUCUUGUUUUCCAAUUGAUUUUGAGAGCUGCUUCACACUGGAUGUCAUCACUAGAUACUGGCAUUAUUAAAUUGCAUGCAUGCAUGGAUAGAUAUCAGUAAAUAGGUGCAGCAUGCAGUAAUUCAUUUGCUUGUUUCUAAAAUUUGUUCCUAUCCUUCAAUAGUCAAGAAGCCUGAGAUUGAACAUCCCCUGACAUUAGCUCAGGCAUAACAGCAACAACAACCCUACCAUUUACUUUGGGGUCCAAAGAUGGAGUGUUACAGUUGCUUAAAUUACAAUAUCAUAGAAUUGUAGAGUUGGAAAGGACCACAUGGGUCAUCUAGUCUAAUCCCAUGCAGUCUAGGAAUCUUUUUGGCCAAUGUGGGGCUCAAACCCACAACCCUGAGAGUAAGAGUCAACCAAGCUUUAUGGAGCUAAAACAGUUGAAAGUGAAUUACUCUCAAGAGUAGGGUGGGUCCUAUGUAUUGAUAUGGUGUCAAAGCCCAGGUAGAGAGCUUGUGGUGGAAAUGGCGUAAUAUUGGUGCCAAGCACACCUCUGUGAGGAGGAGGAAAGUGCACAAUUUCGGGGCUGCCACAGAGAAGGCCCUCUCUUCAAUAGUCUUUUAUGGCGCUGCUGCAUCAUAAGCUAUCAGUUGCUGAUUCACACACAUGUAUUUAUCGAGUUCUAUCUCGGGAAAGGAUAAGCAAAGAUUACACAAAUCUCUAGUAAGCAAUUGUCAAAUGGAGUGAUAUUGGAAUGAAGAUGUUGAGCUGGUUCACACAGCUGGUUUUUACCCAACUGUGGUUUGUCUCAUCAUGCAAACCAUUGACUAUGGUUUGUUGUUGGUCUGUGAACUGUGGCGUGUCCUAAUAUGGCAUGUCGUCAGCAUGGUUUGUUUGCCUGCCCCUCCCCAGGCUUGUGCCAAACUACAGAGCCCGGCUUCAAGAGCAGUAUGGAAACAAAAAUCACGCUCAAGUCUAAGUGACUUUCAAUGGUGCUUUGCCUGAAGAACUUCCUCCUAACUCUGCUUGGCAAGGAACUCCUUCCCCCCCCUCUCUUCUACCUCCCCAUCCUCACAAGAAACAGCUUUGCAUUGCAGGUGCCAUGCUUCCAAGGAGAGGAAAACCUAAAGCAGGCAUAGCUCACUACUUCUUACUAACACCCGUAGAGGAAUAAAUAGCAAAGCAAUGAAGUUUAAUGAACAGGAUAUAAUGAUAUUCCAACUUAACCUUAUUAAAUGGUAGCAACAGUUUAUACGUGCAGUCAUCUGGAAGAAAUAAAAUCAGGCAUUCACAUGGAUAAAACUGAGAAAGUUUUAAAAAUGCGGAACAUGUGCAGUCCUGUAUAUACUUUUAGAUAUGGGGUUGCCAGACCCAUAGUAGAAUUAGAGUGAAAACCUUUCAGCACAGCUGCCUCUCAAUCCUAUCUCACAGGGCUGUUGUGGAGAUUAAAUGAGGAAGAGGAGAACCAUGUAUACCAUGUUUUUGGCAAAAAAAUAGAUGGGAUAUAAAUGAUGGCGAUGAUGAUGAUGAUAUCAUCUUUGGCGAUCACUUUUAGACGAGUAAGAUUGUCUUCCAUAAACACGGUUUUAACAGUGAGUCUGUAAGUGACUGUGGAGGCCAAUUCUGGAUCCACAUGUCCUUCCACAGUGGGGACGUAGGUUUCCGGGUGGGAGUUGAUCAUGGUGAGGAUUUGCCAGAUGUGCCUUCAUCUUAGCCAGUGUGGUGUAGUGGUUAAGAGCGGUAGACUCGUAAUCUGGGGAACCGGGUUCGCUUCCCCGCUCCUCCACGUGCAGCUGCUGGGUGACCUUGGGCCAGUCACACUUCUCUGAAGUGUCUCAGCCCCACUCACCUCACAGAGUGUUUGUUGUGGGGGAGGAAGGGAAAGCAGAAUGUUAGCUGCUUUGAGACUCCUUCGGGUAGUGAUAAAGCGGGAUAUCAAAUCCAAACUCUUCUUCUUCUUAGCACGUUUCUCCCUUUCGUCCUGAGUUUGAGCGUCUUCAAAACCAAUGACACCUUUGGUAAAGGUUGUUCUCCAGUUGGAGUGCUCGCAGGCCUGUGUUUCCCAGGGAGAUAUUAUAUCAUCUCCCUGGCAAAAAAGGAACCAGCAGAUGUGCCAUCAUGAGAGUCCAUGGCUGUCAACAGAUGGCAUCCUAGAGAGUAAGAGCAGAAUUCUGGCCAUCUGAAGAGCACUCAGUGUUCAUUGAUCUCUGAAUCUUGCCACACAUGCAGAGGGACUAGCACAUUGGUCUCACCAAGAUAUAUCAUUUCUGCCUGGCUCAAUAAGGAGAUGUGCCCGUGGAGUUGCCACUGCAGUGCCACCUACUGUUAGAAGAAAAUGAAUGUUUGGAAGAAGGUCACCACUCUCAAGCACUUGGGAGUGGAACCUAGGGUGGUCCUCCAUAUUGUGGUUUUUGGCAUCGGUGUCUCUGACCAAUAUCGGUGGAAUAGACCCAGAUCAGUACCGUGACUACAUCCAGACCAGACUCCAGCUGCCCCAGGAACAUGUGACUCACUAAGGCCUUCCCUACAAAUUGGCUCUCAGGCUGUGAGUAGAGGAAAGAAAUGGUCACUAUAGCUGAUGCUGCUGUUCAGGAAAUGUCUGGUCCUACCGGCUCUACUUCAAGCAAAGAGGCAACACACCCACUGCCAGUGUGUUCCUAUCCCCCCUAAGCCCAACUGAACUUUACUCUCCCAGCAUAACUUCGCACCCAACUCAUGAGAAAAGAGAGUUCUAACAAUUCCCUUCUCACCCUUCCCCCACACUUAUAAGGCAAGAAUCACACACAGCAACAUGAGUUAGUGCUAGAAGAGGUGUCAUUAACCAAUGCACAGAGGACAGCAAGGCUGAGGAACAGGAAGAAGACUGUGAUUGUGUACAGAUCACAAAGAACUUAGCAAAUGUUGCCGCAGACGCAGGAAAUAGGGCGGUCAGAGCUCUUUUUAUGAGCUGGACAAAUGUGAAGCUGAGCACAGAUUUCAGGACAGACAAGUUACAACCUGGUGCAUGUGGCAUGUCAGUACAAGUGUUCGGUGAACAGAUGGACACAGCUACGAGGCAGUCACAUGCAGCUUUUGGGCGGUGCAUCGCCAAGAGAGCUGCCUUGCUACAGAGGCAGAGUCGCAUUUUGGAGUGCCUUGCUGAAGCCAUGAUUGCUCUACUAGUUGCACUCCAUCACCAUAACAGAUCUAUCAGCCAAUGGGAAUAUAUGACACUUGACUAUGCACAAGACCCAUUUCAGCACCUACACAAUCCCCUUCCACUCCCUCAGACUCCCUCAUUUCCUAGUGAUCUUUACGUUGCCAUAUUUCUCCCUGGGAACCAAGGAGCAAAUGGGUGAAAGGGGGAAAUUCCCAGUAAGGUUUGAAAUGAGUAAUUUUUAUUUGACAGUCAAUUCGCUAAAAAAGUUUUGUGUUUACGUACAUCAAGCAGCUUCUAAGAUAGGAGUGAAGUGUGGCAGGUUGUCCUAGUGUGGGAACUGCUACUGCUGUAUGAAGUUUAAAACAUAGACAUUAUUUAAAAUGUUUACUAAUUAAAAUGAAGUUCUUUCGCUUUCUGCACCAAAAAUGAAUUUUUCUUUUUAAAAAAAUUGUAAAACUGGAUUUGCAAUAACUUCAAAAUUUAAAUUAUUGAAAUAUUAAGAAAUUAGUUAUUUGGAAACAGCGUGAUUCUGUCACUCUAAAACUGGGAAUAUGUGUGGGGUUUUGUUGGAUAGCCAACAAUUAAAAAAAUCAGUAAAGUCAUAAGUAAAGGCAGAAAAGUGAAUAAUCUUGCUCUAAAAGCGCACAAAAGUUAUUCAGGCCUUUGUAUUGGCACUAAUUUUCCUAUCCUGAGUCUGGAGAAAGAAGUCUUAAUUGACCAAGGUUAGUUAAUUGUACCAGUUAUAAUUUGCGCUUCAUUCAAAACCAAAGUGAACAUAAUAAAAAUUAAGAGUUCUUCAACUGUUCAAUCAUGCUUUGGCUUUGCAUUUUGCAAAGAGAUAACAGGUCACACAUAUUUCUAUGAACAAAAUAGAGCUUGUGAUGCGUGGUACAUACAGAUAAAUUCUGAAGAGCUACUUUCUGUAGAGAUCUCGAAAGAGAUGCCAUGAUUAAGCCAGAUGUCAGGAUGACUUCGUGACGCUGCUGAACCUUAGGAAAUGUUCUUGCAUAAUGAGGGGAUGAACAGCAAGAUAUGGAUGCUUAAAGCAAACACACCAUCUUUUCCUUCACCUGAGGCAACAAAAUAACCUAAGUCUGACCCUGGCCCUCUGUGUUGCCGGAGUACCAAAUGCUUUUUUGCUUGACAAUUAACACCUAUAGAUCACUAAUGAAAAUGGAAGUGUACAGGUGUGAAAUGUGGUGUAAUCCUCAUUGAAGCUGGGAAGAGUCAGAUUUACAACACACUCAUUUUCUCUGCACAGUCAAGUUUUGUUUUUGUUUUCACUUCAUUUCGCCCUUUGUAGUCUUAUAUUUUUGCUUCCGAUUGUCAACUGGUUGUACCAGUGACGCUCGUAAUGCUUUAUGUGUAUUUAAAGCUUUAGUUCAUAACAGCUAUUUAGAAAAUAAUCUUGCGUGCCCAUGUGCACCCUCCAUUCUGCUGCCAUUUUUCAGCAGCUAAAAUUGGCUUAAUUUUUCUGAGAAUAAUGAUACCGACUCAGUUAACAUGCAGGUGGCAUAUGCCGAACAAAAACUAUAUACAUACUAUAUAUUCAUCAGAUUCCUACAUUUGUUAUCUUUUAGCUGCAACCUAAAAGUUUAUUUGCCCUGACCUUUGGCAGCAUCUGAUUGGAGUUAAUUUCUUUGUUUCACUUACUUGGUGUUCAGCUGUUAGAUCUGCUGUUGUUUUAUGCUUCUAUUCACUGGUUCUUAUUUUGUUGUAAUGGAUUUGUUGUGGGCUGCCUUGGAGACUUAUAUUUGGUGGAAAUGUGGAAUAUAACACUUUGAAAUUCCCUUCAUAUUUACCCAGAAAUAAAUUCCUGCUGAGUUCAGCAAGCCUCGGUUCCUAGUAGGGAUGCUCUGGAACUUUUGUCCCUUCAUAAUUUUUUUUUUUAAAUGCCUGCUCCAAAGGUCUUAUCUUACUACACUAGGGAUUAUAUAGCUAUAUCUGAAAUUUCAUGCAUAUCAGUUAAUAUCUUGACCCUCCUCCACUGAAUUGAAAUUGUAAACCAGUGACAGCCAUCACAGUCAAUCAUAGCCUUAAGGAUCUUUAAUUGUAAAGUUUGUUAUCUAUCCAUCUGUCUAUCAUCCAACAGCAAACUUUAUCCCAAAACACCAUCUGCUCUAGACUUUGGGGGGGGGGGGCAGCAUUAAAUGUUGUGUUGUAGCUGCUAUGUGAACGAUGGAAGGUGAGGCGAGAAUCUGCUUUUAGAUCAAUGAAGUUGUGAUAUGACAUUAAACCAGCCUGAUUUACAAAAAUAGCAACAUGUUAAAUCUGGGACUUCUCUUCUGCCUGUUCCAGCUUUUGUUUCUUGUGUGUCCCUGUGCCCCCUACAACCAGAUGCAGUAAAAGCCCUGCAGAAAAUAAUAAAGAGAUGAUUAAGCAUGCCAGUCUCUCGAUCGCUCUGUAUGGUAGUUAAUGAUGACAUUUUUGGAAGUUAUGGUUGCCUGAUAUAAAACACGCAAUUCUAUUUAUGGAGUGUAGCAUGAUAAACUGUCAAAUACUGAAUACCAUAUGCAAACAGCUUUUUGAAGAAUUUCUAAGCGACUUUCCCCUGACUGAGGUUACAUAAGCUAAUUCUCUCUUUCCACAUCUAAGCUCAGAAUAGUGGUCUGGCUAUUGCGACUGCUCUCCCUCACGCACCACAAGUUCUCUUUCCAUUUUAAUUUUUGUUUGUUUAAAGUAGCAUAAUAAAGUAAGCCUAAUAAUUCAAGCAAAGGACAGAUCGUGAAGCUGAGGCUCCAAUACUUUGGCCACCUCAUGAGAAGAGAAGACUCCCUGGAAAAGACCCUGAUGUUGGGAAAGAUGGAGGGCACAAGGAGAAGGGGACGACAGAGGAUGAGAUGGUUGGACAGUGUUCUUGAAGCUACCAGUAUGAGUUUGACCAAACUGCGGGAGGCAGUGGAAGACAGAAGUGCCCGGCGUGCUCUGGUCCAUGGGGUUACGAAGAGUCGGACACGACUAAACGACUAAACAACAACAACAACAACAACAAAUAAUUCAAGCAAACCUAGGACAUGGGGAGAGUAUAGAAUGAAGGAGUGGUUGCUGGAAGAUAUGUCUAUUUCAGGAGGAGAAGAGAGAGAAAAUUUCUUCUGCAGCAGAGAAAUAUUGGGCCAUUUGGCUUCUCUGUCUAUGGAACCCAGGCUACUUCCUAAUUUUGGGCAUGAUAAACAAGAUUUGCUACCACAUGCAGAGCACCACUUCUUGAAAUGGGAGCUAAACUUGGUAAUCCCAGUUCCUUAGUGGGAGUGAUUUUGCUUCCUCUCCCCCUUCAAAAAAGAGUCCUGUCAAUUGCAGCCUGUUUCAAUUAGGUUUCAUGGGACAAAACAAGCUGUGGAGAAUUCAGCCGGAUCCUGUCUGUGUAUUAUUUGCCCUUCACUCCCUGCAGAGUUCAAGAUGUCACUGAAGGUGGUUUUUUUAAGGAUAACAAUUGGACAUACUUACCUAUUCCAUUGACAUCUUGUGCCUUUAAAGGGAUUAAAUGCCCUUUGAGUCAUUCCCUACUUUCCCCUGUAAAAGCAUUAACCAGAGACAAAAAGACGACUCCUGAUAUCAACUGUUAAAAAUAGGACACAAUAGGUGAUGUGUUCUGCUUCUUAUCGUUCAAAUUAUGACCAUUUCUAUUGUCAACCAAAUAGCAGUGACAUUUACUUUUCCAAAUGGCAUAGAAAAGCUGUUCUGUCCAGUAACUUCUGUCUAUGUCUUUAGGAAACCUAGAGCAUAAUUGUGUCCAUGUUUACUCAGAAGUAUACCAGUGGUAAGGGUGGGUAGGACUGUAGACUUAGUGUUGCAAGUAAGUGACCUUUAUGAAUGCCUGGUUUAUACAUGUGUCUAACAAGGGAGCAAAACAGAAACUGCCAAUUUCACAACUGUUCCAUUAAGUAGUUGAUGUUUUGCCACAAAAGCUGUGUGAGCCAACUGGCCCAUUUUUUUUCUGAGGGGAGGGAGGAAUUAUGUUGUCGUUUAGCCAUGUCCGGCUCUUCGUGACCCCAUGGACCAGAGCACGCCAGGCACUCCUGUCUUCCACUGCCUCCCGCAGUUUGGUCAAACUCAUGCUGGUAGCUUCAAGAACACUGACCAACCAUCUCGUCCACUGUCGUCCCCUUCUCUUUGUGCCUUCAAUCUUUCCCAACAUCAGGGUCUUUUCCAGGGAGUCUUCUCUUCUCAUGAGAUGGCCCAAAGUAUUCGUGCCUCAGCUUCACGAUCUGUCCUUCCAGUGAGCACUCAGGGCUGAUUUCCUUAAGAAUGGAUAGGUUUGAUCUUCUUGCAGUCCAUGGGACUCUCAAGAGUCUCCUCCAGCACCAUAAUUCAAAAGCAUCAAUUCUUUGGCGAUCAGCCUUCUUUAUGGUCCAGCUCUCACUUCCAUACAUCGGAGGAAUUAUACUCCUGAGAAGUAGAAUCACUCUGGUUAAAAUAUUGUCAGCAUAUAACACUUUAUUUGCUACCCCAAAGAUGGGAAAUACCUUAGCAAGAGAUAUGCAAAAACCAUCCAUGCACUUUUCAGCUGCAGGCAUGCACUUUUUUCUGGAUACAAUUGCAUUUGCAGAAUUGGAGGCUUUGAACAUUUCUAAAGCAGGGCUUGCAGUUCAGCUGCACGUUACACGUUGCUUCGUGGAAUAUGGAGUUUAUAUUUGUCUUUAGUCCUGUCAGGAUUGCGAAAGUGCCGCCAACUGCGGGGGGGACCCCAUCACCCAAACUUAGUUUUAAAAGAAAUCUGUGGAGAAAAGGGAAGGUGAAACUUGAGUGGAGUUACUAAGAAUUAAAUAUAGGGCUUUGUUUCUGCGGAAAAUAGCAUUUCGUGUUUGGAGCCAGCCUUGCCAAUUACUGAAAUGUGUCCCCCUCCCCGAACAGCUUUCUGCCUUAAAACAGUUCCCCACCCCUUCCCCUAAUGGCUGGACAAUGCUGGGAAAGGGAUGAGGGAGUGUGGUCCAGCUGUGGCUUUUGAUACCAUACCAUCUAGUGAUUAUAAGUUUCUGAAUUGGCUCUGUGAUUUGGAAGUUUGGGGCAUGGUGAUAUAGUUGUUCCGUUCUUAACUUGCAGGGCUGUUUCCAGUAGGGAUUUUUUGCUUCAUUCCCUGCUUGACGCUUCUGCUGUGGGGUACCCUCAACUUGUCAUUUGUACUUUCAGAGAUGUGGGGGUUUGGCUGACAUCAGAAUUAGGUGAAGUGCUGGAAGUCUGGACUUUGUAAAAAACAAAACAAAACUGGAUGAUGGUCAGUAAUGGGAAACUCAGGUCUAACAACGUGGAGUUUCUGUGGGUAAACAGUUCACAGAUUCAGAGAGAUGGUACAGUGGUACCUCGCAAGAUGAAUGCCUCGCAAGACAAAAAACUCGCUAGACGAAAGGGUUUUUUGUUUUUUGAGCUGCUUCACAAGACGAUUUUCCCUAUGGGCUUGCUUCGCAAGACGGAAACGUCUUGCAAGUUUGUUUCCUUUUUUCUUAACACCUUUAAUACAGUUGCGACUUGACUUCGAGGAGCAACUCAUAGAACGCGGUGUGGUAGCCUUUUUUGAGGUUUUUAAAGACUUUGGUGAUUUUUGAAGCUUUCCCAAAACUUUCCCGACACCGUGCUUCGCAAGAUGAAAAAAAUCGCAAGACGACAAAACUCGCGGAACGAAUUAAUUUCGUCUUGCGAGGCGCCACUGUAUUCCAUCUGUUUGUGAUGGCUGUGCACUUCUCAUGGACCAAGUUUGCAAAUUGGGGUGUUCCUUGAGCCGGUUUUGUUGCUGGGUGCCCAAGUAUAAAGUACCUUUUACUGAUUUCCUUUCAGCUGUUUCUUUUUGGAAUUUUACGUAUUGAAUUGCAUUUGGGGAAAGUCUAUUCCUAAUCACCAUAUUCGGCAAAUAACUUUUGCAAUUAACUGACAGUACCGACUUGUAUGACCCAAAACUAUGACUCAAUAAUAAAACACCUGGCCAGCCUUUCUCCUAUAUAACAGAUAGGCUAACAGAAGAGCCACUGCUUUCAGCAUUUCUGUUCCUUCAUCCAGAGAAUACCAAGAGUUUAAAUUGCUGAAAUGAAGUAACUAAUCAGCAGAGCCUGUGAAUGCGCAAAAACAUGUGAAGGCUUGGUAUAAACCUGCUUUCGUUGCAAAUCGAGUGUUGCAAACUAUAAUUAGAAAAUGGCAGAAGUCUGCAGAAACAGGUAUCUUUAUCUUCUGCCAAAAUAUAUGGAAUGAACAGUACAGAUUUCUUCAUAGCGCUGAAUGUUGCCAGCUAUGUCAGUGCUGCUGAGAUUUGUUUGUUUGUUUGUUUUGGGGGGUAAUUGAUCAGGAGGCACUGACUCUCGACCAGUGUUAGAAACUCCGAUAUAUAAGCUGGGUGCCAAAUGGCUCCUUAAACCAGGGUUACGGUCGCCAAAACUGAAUGUCUAGCUGCCAUUUGGGGACCAGACGGCUCAAAAGUCCUAUUUUUCAGUACAACUUUUUGGUUCCUGAAAUUCGUUCUGAUUGGGCAGAUAAAAUACCAUGGAUAGAAUUCUACUGGAUGUGUUGCUAGUGUGUGAAAACAGUCAAGAUCCAAGGAUCCCCAGGCAUGUCUCUCCAGAUGGUGGAGAUGUCAGGCACAUCAUGGCGCCCGGGCACCUUCACUUGGUUACAAGUGGCUGAUAGCCAGGUGCAAAAUGCACCUGGCAAAUUUUGAAUGCUGCUCCAGACAGCAACCCAUUUCAGAUAUUAUGACUCCUGAAUGCCAAAUUCUGAACCAAUAUUGUAAUGUAUUUGAAACUUUACUCGUAAGAAGAUUCAGAACUAACAAACGUAAUUUGUUAUAAGCCUUCAUGAAUUCUUAUUGACUGCAUCUGCUCCCAGUUCAGUUAAAUGUUGGCCUUUUAUUUGUAAUACAGAAGCAAACAUGGCCAUGGGCUGCAUUCCCUUCCAUGACAGUGUGUGGUCCCAUCAGAGCUGACCAGAAUCCCACCAUGGUCCUUGCAGUAUGCUAGGCCUCUGGUUCUUAACUCUUGCUCUGCUUGUCAUAACGUUGAGCAUUUUGCUAGUAUUGCAUAAAUCUUUACAAGCAGUGAGUUUCCUUCCUUCUCUUCCAUGUUGAAAAGUUUAAAAAGUAGUCCUCACAGUGGUCAAAUGUUUGCAGAUGUUGAGGCAUUUAAUAGAAGGUAGGUUGCAAUCUUCAAUUCAAGCAUUAUUUCACUAUUGAAUUGUUAGUUACUGGAACAUAUCAAGUGCCUUGUUUUGUGGAAAUUGGUUCAUGGGUUUUUGUUGUUGGUUUAGGGCUGGUUCCUGAUGUUAAUUGCACUCUCUCACUGUUGUUAGAAGGGACUUGUUAUAAAUAUUUGGAAAUCUUAAUUGCUAGAAGUGUACAUUGAAGUGGAAAAUGGCUUAGUCACUGCCAUUGAAUGCGGAAAUAAUGAGGUCAUUAACCUGAGAUAUGUACUUUGUCCAAUUACUACCCAUUCUCUUGAUAGUAAUAUCUCUCCAGUUACCAUCUCUGGUUCCUUUUAAUAGUUCUGUGUAUGUUGAUACACAAGACAUUGUUCAGUGGCAGUCGGGAAGUUUUCAUCAUAGAUCAGACCGUGGCCAGCUUCUACUGCAGACUGAAGUACUGUUUUCCUGCAAUUGUAUCACACACCACAAUAGCUUGGUUUCUUUGCUGUCACUUUGCCAGCUUGCAUGGCCACUGACUUUUAGGCUAGAGGGAAGUCUUUAGUUACAGUUCUUUAGAUAAGCACACAGAAAGAUGCGAAAGCUGUGGAACGUAUCGGGAGGAAUCACUGACAUUUUCCUCAUUUAGUUAAUGUGACACUUGAAGCUCCGUAGAUUAAUUUGACAAGCAUCCUUGUGUGUCGUUCCCACCCACCCCAUUCCUCCUGCUGCAGUUUCAACUUGGGUUUGGUACAGCAGAUUUUUGUUUAUGCCAUUUAGGUGAAUAAUCUGCCAGAAUGCAUCAGGUAUGUUCAGCUACCCCUAGACAGGCGUUUAACUUGAACUAUUUUCGGUGUGUAAUUAAGCAGUGAUGUAGUCAACCCAAAAUGGCAUGUGCGAGAGACAACUGUUUAGAAUAGGAUUUAUUUUUAAAAUACCUUGUGUUUUUGUCUGUUCGUAUCAGAAUUAUUUCCUUUAUGUUAGCCAAAGCACUUUAACUAGAUCCUGUAUCAAACUGAAAGCCUGGGGAGGGGUCGGAUUCUUUCCCACUCUAGUUGUAGUCCAAAUAUAUGUGUAAGAUUAUGGCUGGAUGGUUUUUUUCUAUGUGUUGUCCUUGUUUUUCCACAGUUGAAAUCCCAAACAGCGCUUGAAUUCUGCUUGUCCCAGAUAAACUGAGCCUGCAACCUAAUUGAAAUUCCAUAAUGAAAUUCACUACCUUCAGAGGUUUACAAGCAAAAUAACGUGUGUGUGUGUGUGUGUGUACAGGGAGCAUUAAAGAAUAGUUCCUGUGUUAGAUCUUUAUCACAGUAACAUUUGAAUUUAAUAUUAUUGUUUGAGCUGGUGAAAAUUGUAUUACUCCUUAUGCUGCUAGCUGUUUAAUAAAUACCUUGGUACUCUGAAAGUGUUGUGCUUCAAAACAAUGGACUCCUGUGGGUUUUAUUUUAUUUUAAGUAAUUGUGAGCUCCUUUGGCUGCUGCAGAUCAGACACAACUAAAAGCAGAAUAGGAGAUUAUUAGGUGCACAGUACCUUUAAAAUCUGAAACGCUGUGACAUUGAAUAUCCUGUGUUGACUCCUAUCCAGAACCAUACCUAGUGAAUUGUCCUACUGCUGUACUCUGCAACUGAGAUCUCAGUUUGGCUGCACAUUAGCAAGUUGCACGAAUUUACUGCAUGUCACAAUGUAGGUCAUGUACAUAUUUUAGUAUGUUUACCAAUAAAACGUGCACAAAUAAUUUCGUAUAUGUAUUGCGCACGAUCACACCAUUUCUUGGUUUAAAUGGUUUUUAUUCUAUGAAAUUGCAGUGGAAUCGGUUUGAAUGUUAAUGGGAGCCACGCAGAACCUUUUAGACAACCAACUUUUGGUACCUUGUUUCAACUUCUUUCUCUGCAACUAAAAUAGAUUGAAAAUCGGUUGGUUGCAUUUUUAAAGAAUUGUUAAUCCCACAAUGCAAUACUAACUGGUUAUAAAAAGAGUAAUUUCCUUUUCUAUGCUGCCAACAGUUCUGUGUGUAUUCAUUCUCUAGUGACUUCGGAAAAAAAUGCACUGAAAGGGCACAUCAAAGCUUCAUUUAGUAGCUACCCUUCUGAGAAGAAAAGAAGCUUCUUAAAAAGUUACUUUUUCCCCCUCUGGCAGUUUUCUGGCAUCAUAGAACAAUUCCUCUAUGUCUUCAUUAUUUUGUUGACACAUCUAGGACUCGACUACAUUGGCAAAGAAAAAACAUUUUAUGUGCGUUAUUUAUGCAUUCUAACACGGUGACACCAGAGGGCACUGUGGAGUUCUGUUUUUGCCAACCUGAUUUCUCAUGCAAAGUUUGCAAUGUGUUUAACCAUGUUUUGUUUAAUGCUUUUUAGAAACUUUUAUUUUAUUUUUUUAACAGGUUUGGGGAAAACAAAGCGGAAGACAAGUGCCAGAGACGCCUCACCGACCCCUAGUACUGAUGCAGAGUACCCAUCUAACGGUAGCAACGCCGAUCGGAUUUAUGAUCUGAACAUCCCAGCGUACGUUAAAUUUGCCUAUGUGGCAGAAAGGGAAGAUGAACUCUCUCUUGUGAAAGGAUCCCGAGUCAUUGUUAUGGAAAAGUGCAGCGAUGGCUGGUGGAGAGGGAGUUACAACGGACAAAUUGGAUGGUUUCCUUCAAACUACGUGGUAGAAGAAGUCGAGGAAGCGACUGCCGAUUCGCCAAGUUUUCUCAGCUUGAGGAAGGGGGCCUCCAUGAGCAAUGGCCAAGCCAUGAAAGUACUUCACGUUGUUCAGACAUUGUACCCGUUCAGUUCUGUUACAGAAGAAGAGCUCAACUUCGAGAAAGGCGAAACCAUGGAAGUGAUAGAGAAACCUGAGAAUGACCCGGAAUGGUGGAAAUGUAAAAAUUCCCGAGGGCAAAUUGGCCUCGUUCCGAAAAACUAUGUAGUAAUCUUAAGUGAUGGCCCUACAAGUAACAGUUCCCACCCGCCUCCGAUAAGCUACACAGGGCCCUCUACUACGGGACGGUUUGCAGGAAGAGAAUGGUAUUAUGGGAAUGUUACUCGGCAUCAGGCAGAAUGUGCUCUAAACGAACGGGGAGCGGAAGGGGACUUCCUUGUCAGAGACAGCGAAUCUUCGGUAAGUGGCACCCAUUUCAGAAUCUGAAAUUUUGCGAAGUACUGUAUUUCAAUUUUGCAAUGUAUCGUGCAAUGUAUAUAUAUGUGUGUGUGUGUGUGUGUGUGUGUGUAUGUGAGAGAGAGAGAGAGAGAGAGAGAGAGUACAGAAAGUGACUAUUUCUCUUACGCUAAAGAAAGUGACCUACAUCUCAAAAUACCUUAUAUUGGUUAAAACUAAUAUAUAAAUAUAUUUGUUAUAUGCACAGGCACAGAAAAACAGAGGAAACCAAUCUAGUAUAUAAUGUGCAGUACAUCUUAAACGAGAAAUGCAAAUAGAAUUUUCAGGGUCAUUUCAUACUUUACAAAAAUUUGAAUGCAGGUAGAGGUUCUGUUAAAAGCUUUUACGGUGACUUUUCGGAGUCUACAAAUUAUUUCGCAAAACAAGUUCUUAACUAUGCCGAUACACCUGAGGUCAUAACAAAAUAUUUGUGUGAAAAUUUUAAUUGAGUUGGAUUGUUAAUACAAUUUUCUUGGUUUUGUUUUGUUUCCACUAGAAUUAUUUCCUUAAUACAAAUGAAAUUCCAAUAUUGCUGUGUGUUCUACAUGCGAGCAGACUGUGUAAAAGUUCUCUCAGUUAAGUUCUCCUCUGCUUCUGGCUUCUUCAUCGAAGUAACUUUGAAAGCUUCUAAGACAGAGGCCAGCAACCUUAUCAGAGGAUGGGCCGGCCGAUGCUCGUCCGUCCAAGGAUGGGCCGGAGUGUGGGCGCACGCACGCUCAUCUGAGUCGGAGGAGCACGUGUGCACACACACUAUUUCCUGCGCUCCGACCCAGAGGUAUGCCAGAAAUAGCGUGUGUGCAUUCGCACGAGCGCUUCUGCGUCCUGCAUGUGUGUGCACACACUAUUUCCAGCGCACAUCUGGGUCGGAGGAGCGCCUGUGCGAAUGCGCACAGGCACCAUCUACCCGGAAGUCGCUCCCCGCACCGGUAAGAGCAGGGGGCAGCAGGGGUCACCAUGGGCCAGUUAGACAAACCUCGUGGGCCGCGACUAGCCCAUGGGCCUUAAGUUGCUGACUCCUGAUCUAAGAGAACAGCCAUGUUUGGUCUCUUGCAGCAAAGAGUAGAAUUAUGAUCUUAGGCAUAUUUGGGAGUAAUCUUCCUGAAGUCUACACAUAGCUAAGGAGUCCUGUGGCACCUUUCAAAACGGACUACAGUGGUACCUCGGGUUACAUACACUUCUGGUUACAUACUCUUCAGGUUACAGACUCCGCUAAUCCAGAAAUAUUACCUCAGGUUAAGAACUUUGCUUCAGGAUGAGAACAGAAAUCGUGCUCCAGCGGCACGGCAGCAGCAGGAGGCCCCAUUAGCUAAAGUGGUGCUUCAGGUUAAGAACAGUUUCAGGUUAAGAACGGACCUCCGGAACGAAUUAAGUACUUAACCAGAGGUACCACUGUAAUUUAUUGCAGCAACAGCUGUCAUUGGAUGCAGCUGAAUAACCUUCAGCUCUUUUUCAGAUGGGCUUUUUAUUCUCGCCACUUCCUGUGGGUUUCACACAGGCUUUCCCCAGCUACCACUUCGAGAUGGACUGGAUCUCAAAUAACAAUGAAUGAAAAAGCCAGUAUGUUUGGGUGGAUUACAAAUCUGUACACGUCCCCCGCUUAUUUCAGAAGCUAUUUUAAUACGGUUUCUUAAUUUGUUCUAGCCACCUUAUAUCACACUCGAGAAUUUUGUUUGUAUAUUAUAAACAGAAGAUAUUCUCUCAUGUGUCAAGCCGGAUUACUGAAUUUCCUGUAUCAUUUAUCAUGUGUGUCUCCUCGGCUGCUGGCUUUGGCAGCAGUUGGUGGUUUUAAUAACCAUUCUCUAGCAACCUUGCAAUUAGCUCUUUGCCCAGGGCAGCUAACUAUUUCUGUAGGCAACUAGUUUGCCAGACCCGCUGCACAAGCUGCCCUAUGUAUGAGCCAGCUGGUCAUAUUUUUUCAGUAGUUGUGUACAAGACAGCUCAAUCUGAUUCUUCUUCCCUGCAUAUCUUUUUGCUUUGGGUUUUUUGCACUAGCAGAGUUACUAAAAUAGUCAACGGCCUAGUUUUACUGCUUUUCCCAUCAUGAGACUUUGUGUGUUCUGUUUUCUGAAGUCAUCUUAAGGGGAUAGCCGUGCUUGACUGGUCAGGGGAUGAAACUGAGUCCAGCCGCAGUAGAAGCAAUCAAGGGGGAAGAAUUGCCAGGCUUCUAUUCCACAGCAAGAGAAUGGAGCAUAUAAACAAGAGAUCUUAUUUUGACCCUUUCAGCCUCCCAGGGGCAACAGAUGUGCUUUGUACCAGCCUAAGAUUGCUUCCUGGGAAAGCAGGGUGGGACAGCCCCGUUCUCUACAUUUUGCAUUCCCCUAUCCAGGGUGAAUAAUUAUACUUAGCUUUUUAACUGCUUGUUUUAAAACAAGUAAGGUGAAAUAACAUAGUAUACAAUGCCAAUAAAAAGGAUACGAUAUAAAGGAGUAAGAAUAAAUGUGUGAGGAUGUACGUUGGCCUGAAAUUUACAAAUUCCAAGGCAAAAAUCAAAUAUAUUUUCAACAUUGGUAUCUGAAGUUAUACUUUUAGCUUCCUAUGAAAGGGAUGGCAGCAGGUAGAUAAGGAAGGAGCUAGAUCUUAUGCUUGACAUGAAGUAGGACCUCAAGAUACUGAGGCUCCCCAGAACCUUCUAGGGCAGUUGGAAAAACAAGGAAAAAUGUAAAGGUAAAGGGACCCCUGACCAUUAGGUCCAGUCGUGACCGACUCUGGGGUUGCGGCGCUCAUCUCGCUUUAUUGGCCGAGGGAGCCAGCGUACAGCUUCUGGGUCAUGUGGCCAGCAUGACUAAGCCGCUUCUGGUGAACCAGAGCAGUGCAUGGAAACUCCGUUUACCUUCCCGCCGGAGCGGUAUCUUUUUAUCUACUUGCACUUUGACGUGCUUUCGGACUGCUAGGUUGGCAGGAGCUGGGACCAAGCAACAGGAUCUCACCCUAUUGAGGGGAUUCAAACCGCCGACCUUCUGAUCGGCAAGUCCUAGGCUCUGUGGUUUAACCCACAGCGCCACCUGCGUCCCCUAAGGAAAAAUCUAGCCUUGUGCUAAUUGCUUCUCACUCAUACAUGUUCCUCACCUAUAAAAUAUGAGAUUAAUUAACCAGCUGUUUGUGCAGCACUGCUGCAAACCUUUUAGAAUUUUGCUCUAGCAUCCCUCGUCAGAUGUAAAGUAAAAUUUGUAGUUGACUACGCAGGUUAUCCCAUUUUGUGAUUCAGGGAGCAGUUCAUUUUGCCCCUGAGGCAGGAUUUUCCUUAUGGUCAAGCUAGUGUUCCUCUAGCUACUGGGCUACUACUAAAAUGAGGCUGCAUUUUAAGCCAUAUUUUAAUUAACUGUUUUUCCCCCCAUUACUUUUUAUUGUAAUUUAUAUUUGGUGUUAGCCAUCCUGAGCCCGGCCCUGGCUGGGGAGGGCGGGGUAUAAAUAAAAUUAUUCUUAUUCUUAUUAUUAUUGACCUUGCGGGCUGGUAAACUCCAUAGAUGAUUCCAUGUGCAAAUUAAAGUAAUAGAUUAACUUAAAUAUUUUAAAACAAUGUAAUAAAUGUUUAAGUAAAAUAAAUAUUAUAAAUAAUUUUUAAAUGCACAUUUUACUGCAUGUAACAACACAAGCACAGCAUUUGUGUGAGAGAGAACAACAAUUGCCGUUUUGUUAUUAAAUCCCUCCAAAAGUAUUAUGCAACGUAUAAUAUUUGCAGCUUUUUGUGUUCAGCACACUUUAAUGUACAUCCUCUUAUUGGUCCUUACAACCUUGUUGUAAGGCGAAUUUUUAUUGCCACCCCUUCUUUCAGAUGAGGAGAACAAGACAGCAGUAGAUGGCGAGUUCAUGGCUAAGAUGACAUUUAAGUUGCCAUUCUCUGUUCAUACAUAGCUCCAGGCUCUAUGCCAUUCUUGAUAAACUAUUAAUUAAUGGAAUUAAAUAAAUAAUAUAAUUAAAAUGCUGCCUUUUGUGAGCUUGGGUUUAGAAUGUGAGGUGGGGGAGUUGAACCCUGGAAUAUGGAGGUGUCUACAGUCCUUCACUUCUUCUUGGAGUCCCUGCCAGCAGCUCAAGAUCUGUGGAGGUGUUAGGAGACCUUAAACAUUUGUGUGUAUGCUCUAACUCUGCCUCCUCUCCCCCUCCCCUCGCCAUGGCCUUUCAAAAGAUAGUUGUAUGAAGUGGUGAGCAUUUUCUAUCCAUUGAUGCUCACCAUAUCUUAGGUCUCUGCCUCAUGCGUCUCUUCUGCCCCCGUCCAUGCAUUUGCAAUCCCCCAAGAAUAAUCCCUCCAUAGGCCUUUAGUUACGAGGCAAAUUAACCUUCCCACUGACUUUCAGAAAGGGCAGGAAACCAGCUGUGGCUCCAAGUUCCCAAAUUUGCUUUUCAGGCAACAGGGCUACCUAUGAAUUCUCAGUUCUCUCUGCUGACUAAGAAUGUCACCAGCGUGUUCCAAAUGCGGAAUGACCAAGUUCAGAACCCGCUCUUACGAAUUAGAUGCACAUUGCACAACCAUCGUGAUGGACAGCUAUCAAGAGGAACUUCCUUGAAAGUGGCUUGUUGUGUGGGGAAUUAGUCUAAGAAUUAGUCUAAGUACAAAGGCAAAUUCAAUGUUCUUUUCUGUACGAAGUCGGGCCAUGGUAUACUCUGGUAACUCAAGAAUUGUCCACUGCUCAAAAACGGAACAGAGAGCUCUAGCUGCUCCCUUCGUUAAAAUAAUAUGGAGGGGAAAGAUUUAUUCUACAUCUUAGAACCACAUACACUGGAAGGAUCUACAGUAAAGCCUCAUACCACAGAUGAGGGGAAUUAAAUGUUCAUAGAUAUAGGUUAAAUACAUUUUGACUGAGUGGAUUGGACUACAGUAUGCAAUUUUCAGUGUUUUGAUUCUUCCAGAAGUGACUUAGUGCAUUACUUUGUCUACAAAAUGAGGAAAUGAUUGAGGCUUUUGCUGAGAAGAGCUGUAAAGAUCAUGGUUAUGUGAGAAAGCAGACAGCAGAAUCGUGGGCUGGCAUGAAAUUUUCUGUUUUACCUUAGUCUACAAGAAAUAGCGGGAAGGGGUGCAAAAUAGGGCACACAUUCUGCAAAAUCAUAAUGUGACUGGCAUUACCUUUUUUCUAUGAAAAAGUGAGUGUAAAAAAGUGAAUGCAGAAAAUGUAGGCACGUAAGUAACCUUUUGCGCCAUAAAGGUAAAGGGACCCCUGACCAUUAGGUCCAGUCGUGGCAGACUCUGGGGUUGUGACGCUCAUCUCGCUUUAUUGGCCGAGGGCGCCAGCGUACAGCUUCUGGGUCAUGUGGCCAGCAUGACUAAGCCACUUCUGGCGAACCAGAGCAGCGCACGGAAACGCUGUUUACCUUUCCACCGGAGCGGUACCUAUUUAUCUACUUGCACUUUGAUGUGCUUUCGAACUGCUAGGUUGGCAGCAGCUGGGACCGAGCAGCGGGAGCUCACCCCAUCGCAGGGAUUCGAAUCGCCGACCUUCUGAUUGGCAAGCCCUAGGCUCUGUGGUUUAAACCACAGCGCCACCCGCGUGCCUUUUGCGCCAUACGAUUUAAAAUAUUCAAGCACUUUCCAACAAUUUUAUUAUCAAGCAACUUCCUUUUACAGUAGCAGGUGGUGGGUUUUCAUUGUGUUUUAGUUAAUCCUUGUACAAUAUCAUCAUGCAUAUUUGUUUAGGUUAUUAUGCCAGUGUGGAUGUUGCAGGUCGGCUCUUCAUUAUAGUGCAGGCAAAGUCUUCUAGGUGCUGCUUAGAAGCAUUGACCCCUAGCAAAUAACCAGUUCAGAUGUGCCCUUAAAAGUGCCUGUGAGCUACUCUACAACUCCAGAAGCCCAAGCAUGGGAAAGAUUGCGUGCGAGCCAUCCGACUGUAGCAGCUAUGUCCAGUGGGAAAAGGAGCAGAAAUAUCUGCCAAGAGCUGAAACGAAAAAGGCAAACAGACACAAAAUAUAAAAAUAAACACUCUUGGAACAAGUUCAAGGCAGACAGCAGGGAAUAGUUUUAGGCUGCAUUUUAACUUCAGUGCAGUAUAUAGGAUGACAGUGCUAAGAUGCAAAAAAAAAAAAAAAAGAGGUUUUAGACUUUAAUGGAACUAUUUGAAUUGUAGGGGAAAACAGUAAUAAACAAGCUGAAUUACUUUUACAUUUUCUUCAAGUUUCCUGUGUUACCUAAAAUAUGAGCCCGUGGUGGGGAGGAGGAGAGCAGGAGCCUGACAUUUUUGCAGCAGCUGUUCAAGUUCUUCAGAUUCCCCUAUUUGACUGUGCUUCUCUCUCGAAAGAACUAAAGUGCCUUUUUGCUGCUUUUUUUAAAAAAAUGCGUAAGGACCCCAAAAGGAUCUCAUUUUUGUAGCCUGAUGGAAGAAAAGUGACACGUACUUGUAUUUUAUAUGUAAAUUUAGGUAGUAAAUCUUGGAUCUGGGAAGACGAUCAUUGCUUUAAUGUCAGUCCUUGAGUAGGAACUCAUUUCAAGUGACAGAAAAGCCCUAUUACGUUUUCCCUGUCUGCCUUGUUAAUAAUUAGGCUGGGGGAGUUGCACAUCUCCUGUUCAAGGUAUUCUUUCUCUCUCUCUCUCCCUUCCCACCCUCUUUCCCAGACAAUUAUCUGCUGCCACCAUAGAAAGCAGCCACAGCACAGUGCUGAUGUUGUUGCCCUAAUACCGUGGGAAAUACAGUGCAAUCGUGGUGCAGGUGUCUCUGGCUUGCAGUCUUGUUUCCUUACAGCUCUGCCUAUAAUUACUUUUACUUUAAAUGGCUGCUCUAAGGCUUUCCAACUGCCACAGUCUUCGGGAGAGCACUAAGGCAGUUCAUACCCAGUCAGCUCUCGAAGGGAGGACCGGGGGAAGCUGUGCUUUUGCCCUACUAUUCAUCUGUCAGAUUCCUAUUUUGACAAAUGACACAUAACUUACAUUUUUGUUGUCACAUAAAUAUAAUAUAAAAAUUAGGUUCCAGUAGCCAGUGAUGUCGUUUCUCGUACUUAAGUUAUGAUUUCCAUAAAUUAAUCCCUUGUAAUUUCAGUGAUAUGUUUUUUUUCUAAUAGAAUUUGUUGCUGGAAAAUGACAGAGAUUGUUAAGCCGUUUUAGUUAUUUAAAUAGAAAAGCCUAGAAAUUUUCUUGAUUCUUCUGAGACAUUUGCUUCCUAUCUCAUUUUCAUAUUUUGAAACACACACACACCACCUUGGAUUACACCAGUAGGGUAACACAGUCGUACCUUGGUUUUUGAACAGCUUAGUUCUUGAACAUUUUCGUUCCCAAGCGCCGCAAACCCAGAAGUGACUGUUCCAGUUUGCGAACUAUUUUUGGAAGCCGAACAUCCGACUGGCUGCAGGAGUUUCCUGCAGCCAAUCAGAAGCCGCACUUUGGUUUCCAAACAUUUUGGAAGUCAAACGGACUUCAGGAAUGGAUUCCUUUCAACUUCCAAGGUACAACUAUAACUUGAUGUUACAGUUCAUGUUCUCUGCCUUGGUUCCAGGUAGUUGUCUAAGCGUACUUAUUUCCUCCUGGUGUGUGGAAUCAGCCAGAAGUGUGUAGGCUGGCUGGCAAUUUAGGAAAAUUGGGCUGGAUGUGGAAGACAAAAUGUCUGGAACAGACAGCUACAACCAGAGGGGUCUAAAUCACUGGAAUUUCCAGAUUGCCUGGAAUAGUGUAGUGGAAAACCUCUACCCAUGAACCGAGUGUAAUCCAAAAUAACUGCCAGUAAAAUUUAUGUUACUGCUUUUUAGCUAAGAGCAAUAUAUAGCUCGGUCGACCUCAUUGUUAAGGUGGGGCUAACAAUUUGAAAUAAUAGGCAAUUAUCAAUUAACACCGCAGUGUUUUUCAGUAGUUGCUGCCAAUUGAAAUUAGUAGGGGGAAAGGUGCUUCUUUAUAUCCUAACCUUAUAAGCAUCCCAAGUAAUGGAUAUAUUCUUUUGUUUCUUACCUAGUUCUAUAGCUUGAAAGAAGCUCUUGGCAGUCCAUGGCUGGGCACACAAACUUAAAUGAAUUGUUUUGUCUGCUAGUAUUUAACAUUGCUAUUUCUUCUGCUCAUUUAUACAACCCUGGCUUAAUACAUUGGCCUUAAAUGUGUAAAACCAGAUGGGAAGUUAAUUGUAGUAAACAAAAUAAAUCUGGCACAGAAAUGCAUAUCGGGAACUCGUAUACUUUUAAAAAGAGGCAGAAAAAAGGGGUGCUGUGCUGGUGACCAAGCAGAGGGAAUAAAUUCUGUCUGCACAAGUGUAUAAUAUACACACUAAAAAAUAAAGCAGGUGUUUGAAACACCCAUUCCUGAAGAAAUGUUGGCAGCUCAGUUUAUGGUGGAAUAAGAGAUACCGAUUUUAACUACCUUCUUUUGGUGAGUAAUACAAUACUGCAGAUGUGCCAUGUUGUUUAAAGUUAAAUAGGAUGAACUGUUAGCUCUUUUUAUAUGUAUAAAAGCUACUUGCUACAGAAUAAAUCAAGAAAGGCCCUCUUGUGGCCAUGGAUUCAAAAGGCACGCUGCUUUAGCUAGACUCCUUCUGCAUAGGAAUAUUUGGUAUUUCCGAAUGCAUGUAGACAUACUUCUCUUGACACUUGUCGGCCUCUGGCUUUAAACCAACAGUGUUUGCAUUCAAGGUGCAUAAUUUAUAUCUGUAAAUGGUGCUGUUGAGGUUCUUUCGCUUAACUAAAGAUGCUGAUUAUGAUGAUAGUAAUUCGUAUUUUAAAGUACCCAGAGCGCUGAGCCCAGUGGGGGGAAGCUCACUCGCAGCUCAUUCACCUCGUUACAUAGCAGGCUUUAAAAUUGCAUAUUUGAUAUUAUCAUUAAACACUUCCUUUCCCUUUUCUCUUUGCAGCCCAGUGACUUUUCAGUAUCUCUAAAGGCAUCGGGGAAGAAUAAACAUUUCAAGGUGCAGCUGGUGGACAGUGUCUAUUGCAUUGGGCAGCGUCGAUUUAAUACUAUGGAUGAGUUGGUGGAACACUACAAAAAGGCUCCUAUCUUCACCAGUGAACAUGGGGAAAAGUUAUAUCUUGUGAAAGCACUUCAGUGA